AUGGCUCCAAUUAACUUCGGUGUUCUUAUGAUCCCCUAUCAAACUAUUGACGUCGCUAUGCCUCUGGAUGUUUUGGGUUCAUGCUCCAAGGCAAUGAUGGAAGCUUGUCAAUCUCCCGACACACCAGAGAUUGAUCGCCUGAUCAAGCACGCGAUUGAUAUCAAUUUCUUUCAUAUCAAUGAAACCAUGGAACCUGUUGAACUCUCGGCAGGAUUCAAAGUGGUACCAACAACUACCUUUGCAGAAUGCCCACCACUUGAUUACCUCAUUAUCGGUGGCCCAAUCCCAAGCUAUCGCCUUCCAGAAUCUUUCAAAAGCUUUAUCCGUGCCCAUGUUGCGGCAGGUAAAGGCCUCUUCAUAACCUGCACUGGCGCAAUAACUGUUGCACAGACGGGUAUUCUUGACGGAAAGAGAGCUACAAUGAAUCAUUGCUUCUUUGAUUAUGCCAAGAAACAUCACCCAAAUGUGAAUUGGACCAUCGAUGCUCAAUGGAUUGUUGAUGGAAAGAUUUGGACGGCAGGUGGUGCUUGUGCUGGAAUGGAUAUGAUGGCUAGUUGGGUAAUAGAUAAGGUUGGAAUGGAUCUUGUAAAGUUUGCGUUUGAGACUUUGGAUUACGAACCCAGGGAUGUGAAUGGGAAUAGAGUUCUUCCUCAGCAGCAUCACUAUACUGUGGGAGUUUAA
Molecule: messenger RNA, 681 nt
Organism: Sclerotinia borealis F-4128
Lineage: Eukaryota; Fungi; Ascomycota; Leotiomycetes; Helotiales; Sclerotiniaceae
Source: the annotation of a GenBank genome assembly